Molecule: messenger RNA, 2465 nt
Organism: Xiphophorus maculatus (southern platyfish)
Lineage: Eukaryota; Metazoa; Chordata; Actinopteri; Cyprinodontiformes; Poeciliidae
Exons: 2
Coding region: 333-1931 (532 amino acids)
Biological process (GO): DNA integration
Molecular function (GO): nucleic acid binding
Source: RefSeq, a predicted model, not a curated record
UUGAACUGUCGUCGGCUGUAACUUCAGUCCGCAACGCGGAUGUAAUCAAACAAGAACUGGAAAUUGAAAAUCUACUAGAAUAUUAUUGGACAGAUUCACAAGUCGUACUGGCAUAUAUAAGCAAUGACGCUAAAAGAUUUCACACAUUCGUUGCCAAUCGGAUUCAACGAAUAAGACACAGUACGAGUCCUGACAAAUGGCAGCAUGUCUGCUCAGAAGAAAAUCCGGCUGAUCAGGCCUCGAGGGGUCUAACCGCUGCACAACUGAAAGAAUCAAACUGGUUGAAGGGUCCAGAUUUCCUUUGGAGAAAGAAUCUUCCAAUCAAAAGGGAAAUGGUGGGAGAAGUUGAAGAGACAGAUCCUGAACUUCGUGCAGGUCAUGCACACACCGUGCAGUCAAAAGAAGUGAACCCUGUUCUAGAGCGUCUAAAGAAGUUCUCUGAUUGGUCGAGAGCUGUAAAGGCUAUUGCCAGACUCAAACGAUGCAUAAAAGAGUUUAAAGGUGUUCAAGAAAGAACAAACAAAGUAACAGAUCUUGAAGAAAGAAGAGACACAGAAGUGUUCAUUAUCAAGCUAGUGCAAAGAGAAGCUUUCACUGAGGAAAUACAGAAAAUCAGAUCACAGAAGGAAAAUUCUCUGCACAAGCAUAACAGACUAAAGCAGCUAAAUGCUUUCUUGGACAAAUCCGAUGUUCUCAGGGUGGGAGGAAGAUUGUCUCAAUCAGCCUUGCAUCAUCAUGUCAAACAUCCUGCAAUUCUUCCCAAGGAGUCCCAUGUAUCAACCCUCAUCGUCAAACACUAUCAUGAACGUGUACAUCACCAAGGAAGAGGCAUGACCAUAAAUGAAUUGCGUGCAAAUGGCAUAUGGAUUCUAGGAUGUGGAAGUAUGGUCUCUAAGCACAUUUACCACUGUGUUAAAUGUAGGAGAUAUAGAAAGGCCACAAAUGUCCAACAGAUGGCAGAGUUACCAGAAGUAAGAACAAAAACAGCACCUCCUUUUACAUAUUGUGGUGUUGACUGUUUUGGCCCAUUCAUAGUAAAGGAAGGUAGAAAGGAAGUCAAAAGAUAUGGAUUAUUGUUCACCUGCUUAUGUUCACGAGCUGUGCAUAUUGAAACACUUGAUGACUUAUCAACUGAUGCUUUCAUGAGCGCUCUUCGGGUUCUGAUCGCCAUAAGAGGUCCUGUUCGACAAUUAAGAUGUGACCAAGGGACGAAUUUUGUGGGAGCCAGAAGAGAGUUUUUGGAGCUAAUGAAGGAUAUGGACCAAGAACCACAAAGAGCUAUUGGUUGCGAGUUUGUGAUGAACGUUCCAUCAGCUAGCCACAUGGGAGGCAUCUGGGAACGCCAAAUUCGGACAGUACGAAGCGUACUAACAGCAAUGUUAGAUAAAUUCUCAAACAGACUUGAUACAACUAGUCUAAGAACACUUCUUUACGAGACAAUGGCCAUCAUUAACAGCAGACCCUUAAGUAUAGAGUAUCUUAAUGAUCCCUUGGGUCCAGAGCCAUUAACUCCCAAUCACAUAUUAACGAUGAAGUCUUCAGUUAUUCUCCCCCCUCCAGGACAGUUUUGCAGAGAGGAUUUGUACUUGAACAAAAGAUGGAGAAGAGUACAAUUUCUAGCAAACGAGUUUUGGCAAAGAUGGAAACGAGAAUAUCUGCUAAAUCUCCAACAGCGACAGAAAUGGCAGAAAGUUUCACGGAACCUGCACAUUAAUGACAUUGUGAUCCUACAAGAUGACAAUGCUCCAAGAUGUAAAUGGAAACUAGCUCUAGUUGUAGAGACUCUAGAAAGCCCAGACGGCAAGGUUCGAAAGGUGAAACUAAAGACAAGUGAAACAACAUUUGACAAAGGAAAACCACUGACAAGGUUGAUAUAUUUAGAAAGACCUAUUCACAAGGUAGUGACAUUACUUGAGACUAAUACAGAGUAAAACAGACUCUACUCUUGACACUCAUUGGAAAAUCACAUUGAGAACCAAUUAGUGAUUUUGGUGGGAGUGUAAGUGUCAAUAAAAUAGUUUAUUUCUUGAAAAAAUGUAUGUUUAUUUCUGAAAGAUAGAAUAAUGUAUUUUAAGUUGUUUGGUUCACGUUUUAAGAUUUGUGUUAAAUGAUUGUAUUUUAUUUCGUGUCAAAUAAUUUUUUGUCGAAAGGUAUCGCGAGAUUUGUGUACAUGUGUGAGGCUGCGAGACUUAAGUAACCAUAGAAGAAGCAGAAGCUGGUGCCAGAGCUAUGUGUAGCAGCCUCGUGUCCUGUCGUUGUCAAGGUAUUUUGUAUUUAUGUUUGUAAUGUUUUGUGAAUUUAUUGGUUAUGGUGUUUUAAUUACUUAAUAUUUUGGUUUAGAGUGUACAACGACGAAUCAUUCUGUUAAAGACCUCCGAAGUGGCAGGCGGCCACGAGUUUUCACGGCAAAAAUUAAAGAGCCCGUCUUAAGAAAGCCGUGCCAGAGUUGUCACUUUGGAGCUACA